AUGGAAGAGGAGUCGGGUUUUGAUAGCGUACAAUGGGAUCGUGCAGAUCAAACAGCAAGCUCACCUACAGGGCCCGAGUUCGAGGAAAGCUCGUUACCACAUCGACCUGCUGGCAACCGAAGAACGAGCACAGCCAGUAGCGAGCGUGAACCUCAAGCAGGCGAAAAUGCGGAUGCUAUUGACCUGGCAGGAAUAGGUGAGGAGGGUACUCUUGACUGCGUGGUUGGCUCGCCGAGAAAAGAGAACGAUGGCACAAAGGAUGCUUAUGUAUCCUAUGAAAUCUUGACACAGACAGACUUUCAAUCGUUUAUGAAGUCUGAGUUUUCGGUAAGAAGACGCUUCACCGACUUCGUCUUCCUGCGCCAUGCGCUAUACAAAGAAUACCAGGCAGCUGCUAUCCCACCUCUACCCGAGAAGAACAACAUGGCGUACGUUCGUGGCGAUCGAUUUAGUCCUGAAUUUACACAGAGAAGAGCUUGGUCUCUACACCGAUUCAUCAAGCGCAUAACACAGCACCCCAUACUUCGUAGAGCCCCCAUAUUCCUUCUGUUUCUCGAAACACAAGACUGGAACCAGCAGAUGAAGCUUCGGCCGAGUCGCAGCAUUACAGCCAGUGAAGCAAGCACAUCGGGUCCUACGCCCCCGCAAGGUUUCUUCGAUAAUGUCGCAGAUACCAUGCUCAAUGCAUUUUCGAAAGUACAUAAGCCUGAUCGAAGAUUCUUGGACGUGAUGGAACGGCUAAACAAGCUGGACGAAGAUCUCAACCAUGUUGAGAAGAUAGUGGCCCGUGUGGUGAGACGUGAGGGUGAUCUAGAACAGGACUAUGCCGAUCUGGCAGUCAACAUGCGCAAGCUGACACCGAUGGAACCAGGUAUUGAACCACAAGUGCUCACCUUUGCAGGCUGCGUGGAAGAAACUUCGAGAGGCUGGAAGAGUCUCAAAGAGCACACGGAUCAGAGUUACCUUGGUAGCCUGAGGGAUAUGGAUGCCUAUAUCGCAAGUAUCAAAGCUUUAUUACGGACAAGAGAACAGAAACAACUGGACUUCGAAGGUUUGACGGACUACCUAGCAAAAGCUUCCCAGGAACGAGAUACACUGGUAUCACAUGCCCAAUAUGGCACAUCUUCAUCGCUAAAUCCGGCAACCUUCAUUCGACACAAAGUGGAAGACAUGCGUGGUGUGGACCACGAGCAAGCACGACGCGAACGAGCACGCAAACUUGAACUUAGGAUUGAAGAACUAAACCGUGAAGUUGAUAUUGCCAAGAGCACGAGUGAGAUGUUCGACCAGCAGGUAUUGAAGGAAGUCAACGAUUUCGAGCGCAUCAAGGGUUUGGAGUUCCGAGACUGUUUGGGAUCCCUGGCGGGGCAGAACAUUGAUUUCUACAAGGGAGUUAUCGAUACUUGGGAGAGGUUCCUGGGUGAUGUGGACGCCGACAACAAGACGCUGAAGGGAAAAGGCGUAACAGCAUGA
Molecule: messenger RNA, 1473 nt
Organism: Lithohypha guttulata
Lineage: Eukaryota; Fungi; Ascomycota; Eurotiomycetes; Chaetothyriales; Trichomeriaceae
Gene: SNX4
Product: intercellular trafficking and secretion
Exons: 2
Coding region: 1-1473 (490 amino acids)
Biological process (GO): protein transport; reticulophagy; autophagy of mitochondrion
Cellular component (GO): early endosome; phagophore assembly site
Molecular function (GO): phosphatidylinositol binding
Source: RefSeq, a predicted model, not a curated record